Aureobasidium uvarum is the source of this 636-nucleotide messenger RNA. The record is from the annotation of a GenBank genome assembly. Lineage: Eukaryota; Fungi; Ascomycota; Dothideomycetes; Dothideales; Saccotheciaceae.
AUGCAACCUGUUUGCUUUGCUCCCAAUGGCCAUCCGGACGGUGUACACGAUGACUUUGAGACCUAUCCCUUCGCCCCUUCGAGCAAUAUUUGGGUAGGCUAUCUUGACCAGCCCACGAAGGCUUACCGUCACUUUAUUCGCCUCGAAGAUCUUGUCGACAAGGCUCAGGAAAACUACGAGAAUGGUCACAANGAGCAGAUUUCUCUCUAUGUGGCCACCUUCGAUGGCCGCGACGGGCGUUAUGUCCCGCUCAAUGAAGAUCUGAUGUUCGGUACUCAGUGUUCUGCCUGCAAAGAUAAGGAAAACAGUAAUCGUGUGUUGAUGCAGUACUUUCCCAUCAAAGUCUGGAACUAUGCUCGUAACGGACCAGUCAACAUCUUCGUAAGUACAAACUACUCAUGGGCUGCUCAAACUAAUGUCGGCUGUCUANNGCUCUGCGCUCUAGUCUUCAAGAUCAAAGGUCAGAACAUGCUCGCGCUCCUGAGACACAAGUCUCAUGGCAAGUAUGGCUUCCAGCAAACCACUGGUGAGGUCUCGAAGACCAUGACUGUUGAGUUUGCUGAGCCGAGAUCCAACUCUGUCGAUGAGGGAGACGCAUUCAUAGAUGAGGCCCUCAGCCACAAUAAGGCAUGUUAA